This is a messenger RNA of Phoenix dactylifera (date palm), 661 nucleotides long. Its product is annotated as auxin-responsive protein SAUR71-like. The record is from RefSeq and is a predicted model, not a curated record. NCBI's taxonomy places the organism in Eukaryota, Viridiplantae, Streptophyta, Magnoliopsida, Arecales, Arecaceae. Gene Ontology annotation, biological process: response to auxin.
CUCUCUAAAUUUCUCAUCUGGUUCAUUGAUUAAUAGAUGAAACAGAUGAUCCGACGACUGUCGAGGGUGGGGGAUUCGUCGCAAUACGAAUCGCUGCGUGGGAAGGAGGGGGGGCGGGCACGGGAGGAGGUGCCGGAGGGGCACGUGCCGGUGUACGUCGGCGAGGGGGAGGAGGUGGAGCGGUUCGUGGUCCGGGCCGAGCUGUUGAGCCGGCCAGCCUUCGUCGAGCUCCUCCGCCGCUCCGCCCAGGAGUACGGCUACGAGCAGCGCGGCGUCCUUCGGAUCCCCUGCCCCGUCGCCGUCUUCCGCCGCGUCCUCCGCUCCCUCCUCGCCGCCUCCGCCGCCGAGGCCGAGGCCGAGCUCCUCCGCUCCUUCGACGAGGAGUUCCUCGCCCCUGGCGGCAGCUAGCACAAACCCAAGGUUCGUAUUACGGGUUUGUUUUACGGGUUUUCUCUUCUUGGUUCCGUUGUACAAAAGCACAACGAGAGGGGCUUUUCUGGAAACUUAUUUUUCAAUUUUUUUUCUUUUUUUUUUUGUAAAAGCUAAUUUUGUGGAAUGGAAGGAGGGAGUGAUUUUGGCUUUGUUAUUUUAUUUAAUUUGUAUUGAAAGAGUUGAUAUUUGAAAUGACAAAUUGCCCUCGAUCCUUGGAGGACUUUUUCUA